Molecule: messenger RNA, 5433 nt
Organism: Cydia strobilella
Lineage: Eukaryota; Metazoa; Arthropoda; Insecta; Lepidoptera; Tortricidae
Exons: 3
Coding region: 296-1744 (482 amino acids)
Source: RefSeq, a predicted model, not a curated record
AUAUAAUCAGAUCAUACAAGUCGGAACCACACACAGCUAAUAAAUUAGCUUUCUUUUUACUAUCAUCUUCAAUAUCACCUGCCUGCAGACAAAAAGUAAACCGCUCUAUGUAAUUUUUCCAGCAGCCAAGCGCCACAUCAAACUCCCCAAACUUGAUGCCCAUUUUGCACAGUGAUACCUACUUUUAUGCGUUUUUCACUCAAAUCACACACUUUACACUGUAAUUGCACACUAUUGUCCUAGUUUUUCUCGUCGCCACUAAUAUAACUCACAGUUUAGGGGUCCAGACACUGGCAUGGGUCAGGUUCGCGUUGACAGACUGACUUUUCACAACUACCCCACUUUGUACCCAAAUGUCAAAACCUACCCCCAUUGUCUAUACAUAACACAGUUUAUAGAUGCAAGCAAACUCAUAGGGGCUAUAACUGGCGGAAAUCUUAAACAAAUUUUAGAGACAUCCAGUAUUGGGAAACCUCUAAUCAAUAAAAAAGUAUUAUCGUCUAGUGACCGAAAGAUACUGACGGCCCUUAUUGUUGAGGCUGAGGUGCGGAAAUUGAAAGAAAACACUGACCCAAUACGAAAAGAAACCUGGGAUACGUGGACAUCAGAAAUUAUAAAGCUUUUCCCAGGUGAAACAAAGGGGGUAUAUUAUAAUCCUUUUCGUCUUGUUGAUGGAAAAGCUAUCCAGGCCAGUGGCCUGAUAGUGAACCGAUUAAUAACCGUACGCAGAAAAUUAAAUGCAGAAAUCCGCAGCCGCAGCAGAAGUUGUAACAGCAGUAAUAGCGACAAGAGCAGCGACAGCAGCGGAGACCAAAACAAGAGAAAAAAAUCUGCUGUCAAAUCUUCUAAUGCACGGGUUAGACCUUUUCCUGACACCUUUCAAACAAUAAGUACCAAUCAAGACUCUGAAAAAGAUACCGUGCAGUGGUUGAAGCACUCUUCUUCACCGAGAGAAUUGGUAGAAACAAAAUGGAACAGUUGUCUACAUGAACGCAUGGCUGCACUGCAAGAAGGCGACCAUGUUAGUUAUUUGAGCAUCUUCCCAGCACUGCAAUGUCCUUGGGGCUAUGAAUUGCUGGCCAGUGACUUUGACAAAAUAUACCCUGAAAUAGAAGGAAAGUUCGACGAAAAUUUCCCGGUAGUGAAAGGUCGCCUGCUAUCAUUACUAGAUGAGAAGGCUCAACAGCUAACACGACCUGACACUUCUAUUCAAACUGUUUUGGAUCUUGCAACUUCGGGGGAGGAACAAGCGAAUGUUGCGACUUUUCUGGCAGUUCCCCUGUUGCUGAAACAAAUGCACACUGUUCCCGUGAAAGGAGUCAGAAAACCCUGGAACCCGUCUAGAUUAGAAGUAAGCAACGCGUUUUUAAGCUUGGUGCCAUCUACAUCGGACCUUCAAAGCCACUUCAGUGAACGGAAGGCCACAUUGCAGGAAAAAAAAUUGCCUGUUCUUCCAUAUUUGGUUGCUGUUGGGGCUUGCUGGCAGGAUGUUACGCAGUAUGAUUUAAUAAUCUCUGAAGACAUCAGGUACACGUUUCCCAGCAUUUGUAAAGCUGUUUCAAAUACUUUUAAGAUUCUAUGGGCAUUAGACUUACCAUAUUCAAAAGAUUGUGCCCCAGUCUGGAUGUUUAUCCAAAGAAGUAUAUAUGUAAUGAAGAGCAAGUUUGACACUGAAGGCACUCCUAUGCUAGAUUUGCUUGCUUCUGUUUCUAACAGGCACGAUGGUGCUGUGUGCAAUAUGUAAAAGGUCUUUUGUCCAAAUGAAGCAAUUUAAAACCCAUUUUACAUUUUAUCAUCCAGGUAAAUGUUAUAUUUGUCCAAACAUGGAUUGUGGGAGAACUUAUCAACUCUACAAUUCAUUUAGGCGUCAUUAUUUGAAAGAACAUUCAGAUUCUUCUAUGUUACAACAGGCUUCAAGUGUACAGGAUUUUGCUAUUGGACAAGAGACCUCUCCCGUGAAUAAUGAUCCAUUACAUAAUGUGUGUAGCGCAACCGAGUUUCAAAUUAAAGAAAAUAAUAGUACUAUACAGAGUGAUAGCAAACACAACACACCGCCGCUAAGCGACAGUUUAGGUCAACUUUUCUCAUCCCUGUAUAGUAAUCCCCAUUUGCCGAACAAUGUGCUAGAUACAGUUUAUAGCGGUAUUCACAACAUGUUCACUAUGUCAAUCAGACCUCUGUUACCAGUAACUUCUAGCUCUGCCGUAGCAAAACUGACAACCGAUCUAGAGAUGUUUAGUUCAACUUAUAAACGACAUCAGUUCUUUGAAAGUAAGGGUACUUUAGUUAAUCCUGAGCCUUAUACUGUAGGGCGACGAUUUGAUUACGUAAAAAAAAAAGGUAAAACUUAUUACCAAGCAGUAGAGUGCAUAGCCCAUAAAAUACCUAUUAGAGAUGUGUUGCACAAAUUUUUUUCGUUGCCUAACAUACUUCAUGAGACCAUCGAUGCUAUGAAAAAACUGAUGGCUCAUGACACGUCAAACAGUAUAGAGCAUUAUAUGCAUGGUUCAUUUUGGAGACAGAAAAAUCAUGGAGAUAAGAUAGUCAUGCCCAUAUUUUUGCAAAUUGACGAUUUCGAGACUUUGAACCCUUUGGGUAGUCAUAGUGGUGUGCACAAACUAGGAGCCGCAUACAUUUCUCUUCCUUGCCUGCCGUACUAUUGUGCCUCUCUGUUAGGUAACAUAUUUUUAGUCUUACUCUAUCAUUCCACUGACAGAGUGGAAUUUGGGAAUCGUAUAAUAUUUCAGCCCCUGAUUGACCAGUUUAAUGAUUUAUUUAAGCAUGGAAUAGUUUUUGAUUUGCCAGAUUUCAAGGGCACAAUUUACUUUGAGUUGUCAUUAAUUUUAGGAGAUAAUUUAGGCUUGCAUAGUGUUUUAGGAUUUGUUGAGAGUUUUUCAAGCAAUUUUCCUUGCAGAACAUGCAAAGUAGAGAAAAAAGUCAUGGCUAAUCAGGUUUAUGAAGAUGAAUCUCUCUUAAGGACCGAGUCAAAUUACCAGGAUGAUUUAAAAACGAAUAAUUCAUCUCUGACAGGCGUCAAAGAAAAAUGUAUAUGGCUCGACAUAGAAAAUUUUAAUUUAUUUUCGCAAAUGGGUUUUGAUGUAAUGCAUGACAUGCACGAAGGCUGUGCCAAAUACGUCAUGUGCUCUUUACUUGUGGUUUUUGUAGACAAAAUGAAAUAUCUUACAAUUGAUAUUGUUAAUAACAAAAUUUCCUCAUUUCAAUACGGUCCCGAUAAAAAAGAUAAGCCCGUCACGCUGGCCAUGUCCAAUUUACGAAAAGGCAAUAUACGUUUAAAUGCUGCCGAAAUGAGCACAUUUUGCAAGUAUUUUGGUGUAAUGUUUGGUGAUUUCAUUCCAAGACAUAAUAAAUAUUGGCAACUGUAUAUUCAAUUAAUGACUGUUUUAGAUUUUAUUAUGUCACCCCGUUUUGUAUCUGAGCAAAUAGACUAUUUUAAGUAUAUGAUCGCUGACUUUUGCGAAAUGUACAUCACACUGUUUAACCAAAGUCUUAAGCCUAAAUUUCACAAUUUACUGCACUAUCAUUCGGCAAUGUUACUUUUUGGUCCCUUGAGAUUUCUGUCUUCAAUGCGCUACGAAGCUAAACAUCGCUUCAACAAGUUAGCUGCAAAAUCAACAAAUAACCGAAUUAACAUGACACUGACAGUAGCUCGAAAGCAUCAGUUGAUGUUAAAUGACAUAUUCUUGAAAGAAACUAUUCGUUCGCCUCUUUCGUUUGGGGGCCAAGCAGAAGUACCAGUUAGUGAAUGUAAACAGAUUUUAGAUCAAAUGCAAUGGUCAGAUAUUACAAAAUUAUAUAAAGUGAGUUGGGCGGCAAAGUGUUCCGAGCGCUACCAAGUAAAUUCUGUAAUAGUUACUGCUAUUAAUGAAGAAAACAUUUAUUUUUCCAAAAUUGAUGACAUAUAUGUUGAUGGAGUGUCUAAGAUUAGUUUCAAGGCUAAGCCUUUACAAACAAUUGGUUUUGAUAAUCAUUACCAUGCUUAUAAUGUACUGGACUCAUUACAAUCAUCACACAUAUACAUUGAUCAAGACACCAUGCAGUAUCCGUUUUUGUGCAACUGUGUAGUCAUUGGGCAUAACAUUAAUCUUCCUGAGUAUCAUAUCGUACUCAGUAAACCGAUUUAAUUAACCCAACUAGAGUAAGAUUUAAUAAUUUGUAGUAAUAGUAAGUAUGAUUACAAUUACUUAUGCAGGUAUAAUGCAUACCCUAACUCAGUUUAGUAAAUUAAGUUCAAAAGGGCCGUGGAACAUUACAGUGUUAACAAUUCCUAUUUUAAACAUAUUUUUGUUCGUAUUUUAUUUUACAGGAAGUAAUCAAAUGUUAUAUUACGGUAAAUAUGUAAUGAUUAUUGAUGGGAAUAGCCCUCAUUAUGAAAACAGUUUUGUUCAUGCAGUGAUAAUAUGCUAAUAACCCAAAAAAAAAUAAAAAAUCUGCGGAUAUAAUUCGUGGUUUGGAAAAUCCCCCCCCCUACACCCUCGAGGACUUUUAGUAUGUUUAUCUGGACACCACAAGGUAUAAAUAACUAUACCAAUUUUCAAAACAACACGAAUUAUUUCUGCUGAUUGAUAUUUUCGGCUUAAUUUGACGUGGCUAUAAGUUUAGUUUCUAUUUAAACGAUAUGUAACUACAGUUGUGGCCCUAAGCGCCACUUGCACCAUCCUACUAACUAAUGAGGGGUUAACCGGUUAACCCCUCAUUAGUUAGUAGGAUGGUGCAAGUGGCGCUAGAUUGUUGUGUUAGGAAACACCUUGCAUGUAAGUAGUGACCUGAUGUAUGAAUAGCGUUGUCACUAUAAUAUUGACAGUAAGGUACAGAACUGCACGGGGUGGGUCACGUUAUACUGUUGUUGGUUAUUACCAGUACUUAGGUUAGGUUAGGUUAGGUUAACAGCAGGUAGAUAUAUCGUCGGGUGAUAAGCAAAAGUCACUAAGUACCACCACAAGUUCAUAGCCAUAGUGAACCGUAAUAUUAUGCGAAUAAGGUUGAUUUUUGUUUAAUUAUUUUUCAGUAGUUAGUGAGUUUUGCUUGUUACCUGACGGUAUGCUAAUUAUUAUUAUUUGUUCACAUUUAGCGGGUUCGAUUCCCGGAUCAGCCAGGCGAUUUUUCUUAAUUAUUUGCAAUUCGUAUUGUUUUGAAAUAAAAAUGAAAGGAAGCUAUUUUUACUUCUACUCGUCAAAUAUAUGGUCAUACUUCUAAUCCAUUCGCAUCCAUUUAACUUUGAAAUAGUAGGUACAGUCAGCUUCAAAUAGCCAGCCAAAGUCGCCAAAUAUGUCGCAACACACCUUUCUUGCCAUGGGAAUAAGGUUGUGUUUCGAUAUAUUUGGCGAGUUGUCACCAAAUAUUUGACGAGUGGAAGUAAAAAUAGCUUCAUUUCUAUAUUUAUUUAAAAACAAUACGAACUACAUUCAAAGAAUU